AGAGGCGGCGGGGAAACAGCCCCAAGGCUCCCCCACCGCGUCAGCGCGGGACCUUGGGACAAGAGCGCGCCGAAUGCCGCGCCAAACUCUCCGAGCCAGGGCUUCGAUCUGAUUGGCGGGAAGGCCAGGGGGACGCCCCCUCGGAGGGAGCCUGAUUGGCCGGAUUGUAAAAAUAUGUUGCAGGGCGCCAGAAUAGAAGCUUUAGCGCCUAGUGGAAUCUCGGGGCUGCGGGGAAGCGGCCAGUGCAGGCACGUCGCAGGCGCGAGCGAGGGAAGAAGGGCGCGGGAGGUCAACGUCGCAUUGGGGCGGGGUGGGGGCUCUUUUUCUUCCCCAUCGGAGGCACCCCCAUGAUCCUCAAGCCCGGCUGCGGCUUUAGCGGGCCUGGAGGCGCUGACGCGAAGGGGUCCCUUUGAGAGGACAGGAAGGAAACUCGAGAAAAAUAUGGAGAUUAACUGCUUAACGCUAAAAGACCUGAUCAGCUCGAGACAUGGAAAAAGGGAUUUUAUAGAUGAAGAUGGGGAAAGCGCGCAAAAGGAAAACAUAUUUGAUCGACCCAGAAUGACCCCAAAGACUCCCAUGAAAAAUGAACCCAUUGAUUUGUCAAAGCAAAAAACCUGUACCCCCGAGAGAAGUCCAAUUACACCUGUUAAGCUGACUGAUAGGCCCCUGGCAGAUCCAUGGACCCCAACAGCUAACCUAAAGAUGCUUAUUAGUGCUGCUAGCCCUGACAUGCGGGACAGAGAAAAGAAGAAGGAGCUCUUCAGGCCAAUUGAGAACAAUGAAUUUAAUGACGCUUUUCCCGAUUCCUUGCAGUGUGGUACCGUAGAUGAUGCAACAGUGGAUGAAUAUGAAAAGCAGAGACCCAGCAGAAAGCAGAAAAGCUUAGGGCUGCUCUGCCAAAAGUUCUUAGCCCGCUACCCCAGUUAUCCUUUAUCAGCAGAAAAAACAACAAUUUCUUUGGACGAAGUGGCUUCUAGUCUUGGAGUUGAGCGUAGACGAAUUUACGACAUAGUGAAUGUCUUGGAGUCUCUUGAUCUCGUUAGCCGAGUGGCUAAGAAUCAGUACUGUUGGCACGGUCGUCACAGCUUGAGUCAAACGCUCAGAAACCUCCAGGAAAUAGGAGAGCUGCAGAAAUAUGAAGAACUUAUGGCUUCUUUCCAGCAUAAAGAGCUAGACCUUUACUGUAAAUUUGGAGAGCACAAAAAGGAGACCUUUCUAGAUUUCCAAGACCGGCAGUUGCUUGACUUCUCAGAGACAGAUUUUCCAUCUGCGUCUGCAAACAGCAGAAAGGACAAGUCGUUGAGGAUUAUGAGCCAAAAAUUUGUCAUGCUGUUCCUCGUCUCCAAGACCAAGAUAGUUACUCUCGACAUAGCAGCGAAAAUAUUGAUAGAAGAAAGCCAGGAUACAGCAGAUCACAGCAAGUUUAAAACAAAGGUACGGCGAUUGUACGAUAUUGCCAAUGUCCUGACAAGCCUUGAGCUCAUUGAGAAAGUGCAUGUAACAGAGGAAAGAGGUCGUAAGCCAGCCUUCAAAUGGAUUGGGCCGGUGGAGUUCACUGGAGACAAUGGUGGCAUAAAGAUGGAGAUUCCAACCUGUGCUGCUUUGACGAAAGCGAAAGGGGCGGCACCUGUCCCCAAUCAAGCCUGUGCCAGCAGGAAAGAGCGGCUCUCGCGACAUGCUUCUUUUGGCACGGCUCAGCCUUCCGAAGUGGCCAGGAGGAAGGCCAGCUCAGAACCCAGCAGCCCACGCAGGGGGAAACAAGAUGACUGCUGCUCCAAAAUGAUAAAUCUAGCAUCUGUUUGCUGCCAGAAGAUGGAAGAUGACGCAAGCAAAGGUCUCGAAGCGGCAGGAAACCUGGGCAUCAUUUCCCCUUUCUCUGUUCUCCCUGGAGACUCAGACUAUUGUCUUAACACCUUCCCUCCCCUCUCCUCAAAUGCAAGCUCAGACACGCUACAGCCGUCUCUAUCAAAUGGGAUAAAUGACCAAGGUCUGCCAUUAUCGGCUUCCAAGUCAGAGGCUGGCAAAACCACUGUGCUCUCCAACCAACCCUUUGUUUACUUGCCAUCUCCCUCUCUGUAUAUGCUGUGUGGCAGUCUUCAUGAGAGUCUCUCAAGGGGAAGUCCUCCAGAAAAGGAAAAUUGGGACCUCAAGGGCCAGGCUUCACCCUGCCCAUCAGAAGGGGCCGAGUCUCUAGUUAAAUGUCAGAAGAGGAGUUCCCAGUGGCGUGUUCCUCCCACUGAAGAGGAACCGACAGCAAAAAGGCAGAGUCUGGAGCAGAGCGAUGGUCCCAUUUCACUGGUGGUAUCUAAGAAGAAUGCUAAGCCAACAGAUGCAGAAUCUUCCUCAGAUCGUAACUGCAGUCCCAAUGACCAGUGUGAAGCAGGGGUGCCUGCUGCUAUAGAAGCUGCUAAAUCUUUGGAAACAUGGGAGCAAGAAAAGCCAUUAAGGAAUAAGUGUUCGAAAGAAAAUGCAAAGGAAAAUGAACAGGUCUCUCAAGAAAAUGGCAAGCAGUCCUUCUUGCCACAGUAUCUCUAUGUGCAGCAUGCAGCUGGAUUGAAUGGCUUUAAUUUCCUGUUUCCUGCCAGCCAAGCUCCUGGUCCCGUCAACCUGCCUUCAAGCCGUUUGCCUUCGCUUAACGUUCCCUGUAUGAUGGUUCCAUCUACAGCCUUGGCACCGUUCCCUCUCAUCUACUCCCCGGCAGUCACAAGCCAACUUUCUUCCGCUCCUGCCGGCUCCUUCCCAAAUGUCACGUGCGUGAAUUUCAGUAUGCCUGGCCUGGCACCUACAACACCUGUUUUCAUUGGGACCCCAGCAGCAGUCGUCGCUCCAAAUUCAUCACAGCUACCAGCGCUGGAGCCGCACCAGCAGAUUCAGCCAGCUGUACACCUGAGCCCCGUCCUCGGCUCUGCCUGCAGCUCCGUUAAAGCAGACUCGCCGGUUUGCAUGGGGCACCCAGUCACCCUCCUGAAAUUCCAGCAGUCUUCUGCAGCCCCGCUGACUCCUAAGAACAUGCGUUCCACACCCCAAGAAGUGUUUUUCAAGACCCCUGGCAGCCUUGAAGACCCUGUGGCAUGGCGGAAAAGCGAAGGCAACCAGAGCAGAACAGCAAGCUCUGUUCAAAGAAGAUUAGAGAUCUCCAGCAACAGCUCUGACUAAGGGGCAGUUUAGGAUGCAGAGCCUUAAACUUUUUUUGCAGAAAUAAUCAGUCAUUACAUAAAAAGGAGAGAAGAGGUUUUAAAAACAGGCACGCUUGCCCACUGUGCAUUUGCCCGCUACCCUGUUGACGUUCUUCCUCGUGAAUCACCCCAGCUGAUACAAGGGAGCAUCAGGUUCUAUUUGGGGAGUUUAUGAAAUCGUAUUAGUGAUCAGUUAUGUGAGCAGGUUUACCAGGAUCUGUUCCGAAGUCCAAAACUGGGGGGAGCUGGCUAGCACUUAUAUAGGGGAAAUGCUCUUUUACAAACACACUAUCCUGCUUAAGUAUGCAGGCUAGGCCAGGGGGGACCUCUAAGUUUUUUUUAAAAAAGUGUAGGAGCCGGUGCUUCUUUGCUACAACACUGAAGUGUUGCAACUUCAGAAAAACAGACUUUUGUGGAGUACUUGAAUGUUAUUGAUGUACAGUUUCCCCUGCACUUGUUAAAAGCGGAGACAUCUGAUAACUUAGGGUAGGAGUGAAUGUAUUCAUGUGAAAUACUUUAAGACCAAAACAACUGUGAAGUUUAAAAUAUUUCAGUGGGGUUUGUAUUAGUGAACUUCGUAGUUUCUCUGUGUCCUUGUUUUCUGCACAAAAUGUACCAGCUAGUUAUCAAUUGACACAAAGGCCUUUCCCCAACACUGUAGGGGGAGUAAUAGGUUGCAUCAAGAAUAAGGAGUCUCUGAAGUGUGUAUGGUAGAAAUUCAUCCCUAGUUUAAAUAUACAGUGGUACCUUGGUUCUCAAACUUAAUCCAUUCCAGGAGUCCGUUCAACUCCUGAAACCGUUCGAAAACCAAUCAAUCAAUCAAAACCUUUAUUGGCAUCAUCCAGAAACAUUCAAAACAAAUUGGCCAGUACAAUCACAUUGCCAUACGUCCGAAAACCAAGCUGCGGCUUCCAAUUGGCUGCAGGAGCUUCCUGCAGUCAAGCGGAAGCUGCGUCGGACGUUCAGCUUCCAAAAAACGUUUGCAAACCGGAACACUUAGUUUCGGGUUUGGUGCGUUUGGGAUUGAUGAUGAAAAAAAUAGAAGAUCUGUUGCCCAGCAUGGAAACAGAAAAAAUUUGGCGUGAUCAGUGAAAGCGUUGCAUUAAUUUAUGGGCCAUUCUUCAUUUACUUAUACUAUAGAAAGGAAACAAGUCAGUUUAGAGUCUGCUGCUGGAAAUGGGUUAACUUUUUACAAAUUAACUGGGCAAUGCAUACUUUUGCAUUUAUUUCACCAGUUUCAUAGACUAACGUGACACUCAUUGCUGAUUUUAAAAGAAAAUUCAUCAUGAUAUUUUUCAUUUUUUAAUCAAGUAAAUACCGGUAGAUAGUGUGGCUGGCUCUUUUUUGACCUAGGGAUGACUUUGUAGCCAUGAUGUACGUUUCUUGAGGUCAGAAAAGUUUUCUGAACUUUCAUUUCACCAGGUUUAAGAAAGAACAAUGGUUUUGUGUGACAAUAUGUUUUGGUUCAUUUAGUUUUGAAUAAUGAAUGUGUUAUGAAAAUUAAGUAAUUAAUUUUAGAACUGCAAAAUAAUUUGGGAAUAUUGUAUAUUUAUGUUAGAAUAGACCAAUAACAGCCUUACAAGGAGUGUAGUGCAACUUAAUGUUUCUUAAAUCUCUUUAGUUCAAUCACAAUAGGAGAUUGAAGAACAUGAAGGAAGAGGACCUUAAAAAAACUUUUUACACUACAGAAUUUUCAUGUUUUUGUGACUUUUACCCAAUGCAUUGUUUUAUUCACCCACAUUCAAGUUUUCCCAAGUGAAGUGUAAUAUUACUGUUUAGUAACAACUGUUGCCAAGCAUAAUUGCGGCAGGUGCCUGAUUUACUGGUGUACUGUAUUCAAGUUUGUACCACUUUUGCUCAAAGGAUACUGUUUCCCUUAACAUAAAGAUAACUGAUGUGCCUGCUCUUAAUUAGUACAGUAAUCCCUCCUCCAGGCAUUACAUGUGGCAAUAAAGGGGUGGUUCUCAGCGAUUAAGGCCGAUGAAAAACUCUUGAUUCUAAAACAUUAAAAGACAGUAUGUCUUGUUUUUUCAUGAUCAAUAGAACUUAUACAUUCAGUAGCCAAUACAGUAGUACUUCGGAAGUUGAAUGCCUUGUGACUUGAACAUUUUGGCUCCCGAACACUGCAAACCUGGAAGUGAGUGUUCCAGUUUGCAAAUGUUCUUUGGAACCCAAGCGUCCGACAUAGGUUCUGCAACUUCCAGAUUCUGCAGCCAAUCGGAAGCCACGCCUUUGUUUCCUAAUGUUUUGGAAGUCGAACAGACUUCGAGAAUGGAUUACGUUCGACUUCCGAGGUAUGACUGUACUUGCUUUCUUGGGCAUAUUUUUGCUGUGUUGGUGACGGGAUAGGAAGUGGUGAAGUGAUUGAUUCCUUCUAUUGCCACAGCUUCUUUUGAGCAUCCUUGUUUGAACAUCCAGCAUCACAGAACUACUGGGGCAAAAAAGCUAUGUGUAAGGCACGAACAUCUGCAAACCUCUGCCACUUGAUCCCUAGGCUGGAAGUUUAAGACUGUAGGCUCACUAGGCUUGCCACUACCUCCAUCAGCUGCAUUUGCAAGCGAGGUGGGGAGAGGAGAGUGAGGCUAAAGAUACUCGGGUUGCAUGAACUGGAGAAUCAGCUAGAUUCAAAUUUUCUGUGCACCAGCAUGAAGUGAGAGCGGCUGCAUAUAGCUAGCAAGAGGGGAAUUGGAUUUGGUGGCAGCCAAAGUGGGUGUGUGAACAGGCCAAGGUUUGCUUCUGGGGCCGACCUUUUUACUAUUAAAAGACUGGUUGUAAACAGAAGCAAGUGUGAAACUGCAGCUUUUGGUGAUGAAAGCAGGAGCCUGCAGGUCUGGUGACCCGGAAUGCGGAGUUUUGUCUUAUGACUCCUGUAACUCCUGUUUCACAGAAUCUGUGGCAAAACUGCUUCAACAGAGGCAAGCAUUUCAUUUGCACAGAUGCAAAGUGCUUGUGCACUGACUUGUGCAGGGUUUCAGGGCUUGUGAAAAAACCUUAACUCUGGUACUAUGGCACUAACCCGUUUGCAGGGGGGAGAGUGUGUGUAUAACUUAUACUUGAAUAAUAUACCACGUUUACAUAUCUCAGUUCCUUUUGUAAAAGGUGCUAUUUCUGUAUUUAAAAAGCUGUAUUGUUUUUGAUAAUGUAAAGCUGCUUCAUGUUUGUAACAUUGCACUGCUAGUUUAUUAUCUUGGUAUUAACGUCUCAAUUUCUUGUAGGUCUUCACUGGUUAGAAAUUGCUCUCUGCCUGUCUUAGGUUCUUUGCUACACUCUGCAUUCAAAGCUAUUAAGAGCACACACUAUUUGAACGGGGGGGGGCAUAUUUUUAUACUUAAAUUAGAUAACUCCUAAUCUUUGUAAAAUAAUAAACGUAAAGCCAAAAGUAAAAGGGAUUGCAUCUUUUUGUUUCUUGCAAAACUGCCAGCCACUGUGUAUUUAAUAAUUCCUCAGCUCUGAA
Molecule: messenger RNA, 6630 nt
Organism: Zootoca vivipara (common lizard)
Lineage: Eukaryota; Metazoa; Chordata; Lepidosauria; Squamata; Lacertidae
Gene: E2F7
Product: E2F transcription factor 7
Biological process (GO): regulation of transcription by RNA polymerase II
Cellular component (GO): RNA polymerase II transcription regulator complex
Molecular function (GO): RNA polymerase II cis-regulatory region sequence-specific DNA binding; DNA-binding transcription factor activity, RNA polymerase II-specific
Source: RefSeq, a predicted model, not a curated record